CGCGCGCGCUUCACUGACUGUUGUCAACGCGCGUGCACUACUACUCUGCUUUAAAGGAGUGAGGUGAAUUUCCCCUUUCAUACUGACGGAGCUUCAGCAGCACAAGUGCAUUGAGGAGGCUGAGACGUUUUUUCUUUGCACAUUUUUGGAGCACAGAAGCAGGUGCACUGCGCGCACUCAUUAUUUGACGCAAACCCGAAGCCAUGCGCACGCUUAUUCCUGAAAAGUUAAUUCACGCUUGCUAAGACAUAGGCUACACCUCGGGAAAAGUAACCUAGUUUCUGCACAGAGCGUGCUUUAUAAAUUACUCGUCGUACGUUCGCACGGGGAAUAGUUAUUAGGCUAUAAUAAUAAUGUCGAGGAAAAAAGCGGUGAAAGGAAAGGGGAGUUCAAAUUCUCCGAGCUCAUCUCCCAUCAGCGAUAAAGAGAAGGGGAAGAAAGUCCUGACCCAGUCCAACGGAGUGGUUUAUCCCAGCAGACCCUCUCUCAGCAACAGUGGAGAGUUCUACGACAUCGCCUUCAAGGUAAUGCUGGUCGGUGACUCCGGCGUGGGGAAAACCUGUCUGUUGGUUCGCUUUAAAGAUGGAGCAUUUCUGGCUGGGAGCUUCAUCUCGACAGUUGGGAUAGACUUCAGGAAUAAGGUGCUGAACAUUGACGGGGUGAGGGUUAAACUACAGAUCUGGGACACGGCGGGACAGGAGCGGUUCAGGAGUGUGACACACGCCUACUACCGAGACGCACAUGCUCUUUUGCUGCUCUACGACGUGACAAAUAAAGCUUCUUUUGACAACAUACAGGUAAGACUCAUGUGA
This is a messenger RNA of Rhinichthys klamathensis goyatoka, 812 nucleotides long. Its product is annotated as ras-related protein Rab-26-like. Lineage: Eukaryota; Metazoa; Chordata; Actinopteri; Cypriniformes; Leuciscidae. The transcript has 5 exons. The record is from RefSeq and is a predicted model, not a curated record. Gene Ontology annotation, molecular function: GTPase activity; GTP binding. Gene Ontology annotation, cellular component: endosome; Golgi apparatus. Bases 354 to 812 code for a protein of 152 amino acids.